AUGGCGGAGUAUGAUCUGACUACCAGGAUCGCUCAUUUUUUAGACCGGCAUUUGGUCUUUCCGUUGCUGGAAUUCCUCUCGGUAAAAGAGAUCUACAAUGAAAAAGAACUUCUCCAAGGCAAGCUGGAUCUUCUCAGCGAAACAAACAUGGUGGACUUUGCAAUGGAUGUAUAUAAAAACCUCUAUCAUGACAAAGAAAUUCCACACACCUUGAGGGAGAAAAGAACCACAGUGGUGGCCCAGCUAAAGCAGCUCCAGUCUGAGACGGAACCCAUAGUGAAGAUGUUUGAAGAUCCAGAGACUCAGAGACAGAUGCAGUCCACCAGAGAUGGGAGGAUGCUGUUUGAAUAUUUAGCAGACAAACAUAGUUUUCGUCAGGAAUAUCUGGAUACACUUUACCGCUAUGCCAAGUUUCAGUAUGAGUGCGGAAACUACUCUGGAGCCGCCGAGUAUCUCUACUUUUUCCGCGUGCUUGUUCCCUCCACAGACAGGAACGCUCUGAGCUCUCUGUGGGGCAAACUGGCAUCGGAAAUCCUCAUGCAGAAUUGGGAGGCAGCCAUGGAGGACCUGACCCGCUUACGAGAGACCAUUGACAACAACUCUGUGAGUUCGCCUCUUCAGUCGCUGCAGCAGAGGACGUGGCUCAUACACUGGUCACUGUUUGUCUUCUUUAACCACCCCAAAGGCAGAGACAACAUCAUCGAGCUCUUCCUCUAUCAGCCCCAGUACCUUAAUGCAAUUCAGACCAUGUGCCCCCACAUACUCCGCUACCUGACCACAGCUGUCAUCACCAACAAGGAUGUGAGAAAACGGCGACAGGUUCUCAAAGACCUGGUCAAAGUCAUCCAACAGGAGUCAUACACAUACAAGGAUCCCAUCACGGAGUUUGUGGAGUGUCUCUACGUUAACUUUGAUUUCGACAGCGCUCAGAGAAAACUACGGGAAUGUGAGUCGGUGCUGGUAAAUGACUUCUUCCUGGUUGCCUGCUUGGAGGACUUUAUUGAAAACGCUCGGUUGUUCAUCUUUGAGACGUUCUGCCGGAUCCAUCAGUGCAUCAGCAUCAGCAUGUUGGCAGAUAAGCUGAAUAUGACCCCUGAGGAGGCAGAGAGAUGGAUCGUAAACUUAAUCCGCAAUGCCAGACUGGAUGCCAAAAUCGACUCCAAACUGGGUCACGUGGUGAUGGGAAACAAUGCAGUAUCGCCAUAUCAGCAGGUGAUCGAGAAGACCAAGAGCCUGUCAUUCCGCAGUCAGAUGUUGGCCAUGAACAUUGAGAAAAAGAUCAGCCACAGCAACAGAAAUGAGACACCAAACUGGGCGGGUCAAGACACGGGAUUCUAUUAAGACUGGAAUCAAGUGAAACAGUGGAUCAUCUGUUAUUCUCCUCGAGCUCAUCUUAGUAUUUAACUAACUUUCUUUUAUCUAGCCAUGUUUUAUAAUAGGAUAAUUUUACAAAAGACUGUUGCAGACAUUUUAGCACUGCAGAGCUGUGGAGUUCUGAGAGGUUGCCAGGCAAGAUUUUAUGAACUUUUUUCAGUUCGGUGUAUUCUCGAAUUCAUUGUUUGAAUAUCAUAACACCAGAAUAAAAAAUGAGAAUGUGCUUCUGA
Messenger RNA from Danio aesculapii, 1604 nucleotides. It is a transcript of the gene eif3eb, whose product is annotated as eukaryotic translation initiation factor 3, subunit E, b. Gene Ontology annotation, cellular component: cytoplasm; nucleus; eukaryotic translation initiation factor 3 complex. Gene Ontology annotation, biological process: translational initiation. The coding region runs from base 1 to 1341 and encodes 446 amino acids. Gene Ontology annotation, molecular function: translation initiation factor activity. The transcript is spliced from 13 exons. NCBI's taxonomy places the organism in Eukaryota, Metazoa, Chordata, Actinopteri, Cypriniformes, Danionidae. The record is from RefSeq and is a predicted model, not a curated record.